AUGAACGAAAAUCUAUUUGCCUCUUUCAUUACCCCUACAAUAAUAGGUCUACCAGUAGUAGUACUAGUUAUUAUAUUCCCAAUUAUCCUAUUUCCAACCUCAGCCCGUCUAAUUAACAACCGAUUUAUCUCCCUCCAACGAUGGUUAGUUCAACUAGUACUUAAACAAAUAAUGUCUACACACAAUAAUAAAGGUCGAACCUGAUCCCUAAUAUUAAUCUCCCUAAUUUUAUUUAUUGGAUCCACAAACCUAUUAGGCCUACUGCCCCACUCCUUCACACCAACUACCCAAUUAUCAAUAAAUUUAGGUAUAGCGAUUCCUCUAUGAGCAGGAGCAGUAAUUACCGGCUUCCGACACAAAACCAAAGCAUCCUUGGCUCACUUUCUCCCACAAGGGACCCCCUUUCCCCUUAUUCCGAUACUGAUUAUUAUCGAAACAAUCAGCCUCUUUAUUCAACCAAUAGCUCUAGCCGUACGACUGACCGCCAAUAUUACAGCAGGUCACUUGCUCAUACACUUAAUUGGAGGGGCUACUCUAGUUUUAUCAUCAAUUAGCACCAUUGCAGCAUUAACAACAUUUAUUAUUCUUAUAUUACUAACAAUUCUAGAACUAGCUGUGGCCCUUAUUCAAGCUUAUGUUUUUACACUUCUAGUAAGUCUUUAUUUACAUGAUAACACAUAA
Molecule: messenger RNA, 681 nt
Organism: Carlito syrichta (Philippine tarsier)
Lineage: Eukaryota; Metazoa; Chordata; Mammalia; Primates; Tarsiidae
Source: the annotation of a RefSeq genome assembly